CACUGUGUUUAUCAGCUGUCUUGAUUUGUGGAUGGUCACAUUGCUUUGGUUAUUUAAUAAACAUUUCAUACAAUUUUAUGAAAUAAAAGUAAAAUAAAUAGACCGCCCAAAUGAGACACGUACAAUUUUUGGCCCGCACCGUUCUGGUCCAAAACAACAAUGUAGAGGAGGCGUGUCGCCUGUUAAACCGUGUGUUGGGAAAAGAGGAACUUUUGGACCAAUUUCGCCGCACGCGAUUCUACGAAAAGCCUUAUCAGGUGCGACGCCGCAUCAACUUUGAAAAGUGCAAGGCUAUUUAUAACGAGGAUAUGAACCGAAAAAUUCAGUUUGUACUGCGAAAAAAUCGCACCGAACCUUUUCCUGGAUGCAGUUAGUUGCUUUGUUAAAUCGUUAUUGUGUCAAUAAAAAAAAAAAGAAAAAGGAAAAAAAA
Drosophila eugracilis is the source of this 430-nucleotide messenger RNA. RefSeq names its product 28S ribosomal protein S21, mitochondrial (gene mRpS21). The record is from RefSeq and is a predicted model, not a curated record. Gene Ontology annotation, biological process: translation. Gene Ontology annotation, cellular component: ribosome. The transcript has 2 exons. Lineage: Eukaryota; Metazoa; Arthropoda; Insecta; Diptera; Drosophilidae. Gene Ontology annotation, molecular function: structural constituent of ribosome. Bases 111 to 374 code for a protein of 87 amino acids.